GCACUGAUGGAGGGAAGAGGUGGAGCCACCGAACCACAUCCUGCUUCACCCCAACCUCUCACCUCAUCCCACUGUUGGCAUGGCAAUCAAACUGUCAUUUCCUCAUGUCAUUUCAUAGCUUCAGCUAAGGGAGAGAAGUAUCCCAGAAGGCACCAGUGCACAAACGAAGAAAUCACAGUGCAUCAGGAAGAAGAGACAGCGUGAUGAGUUCUGAAGAUCAGAAGUCACAAUGGAGAUGACUUUGCUGUCCAUCACAGUGUGGUUCACUCACUUCCUCAUCGCCUCUGCUCUUUAUUUCAACACACUGCCAACAAACACCACGAGUGACCACACUGAAACCACACAAGUAACUCCAGCAACAACAAAAACAAACCAUGAACCCAAGAUCCUAAUUAAUGCAACGUCUUUCUCACCUCCCACCACAACGCAGGACAGCACAAUAAAUAUGCCCAGUGAAGUGCAUACACAGCCAAAUACAACCCCAUAUGUGACGCCCACAGAGGAAACAACAUCCCUGCAUCAAUACAACAGCAGUACUUCAUCUCAGAAUGACACGAUGGAUGAUGGUGUAGGCAAUUCUAGUAAUGUUGCUGUGAGCCACAGGAAUACAAGUCAUGCAACAGUUUCCACUGACUUUGCAAGACUGACACCACAAAAUAUUGAAACAGAAACAAUGUCAAGUAUGAGUUACAAUGAUGGCGGACGACCAGUUCAGACUGCAGACACCCUAUCAGACCCACUCAACAGUGUCUCAACAGUUCCCUGGACAGAGAAAGAGGAUGAUAGAACAAAAGCAGAUGAAGGAAAUUAUGAAACAAACUCCACCCAGGCCACAUUUGCUAAUACGAAAGAAGAGUCGAGAGGAACACAGAGUACUGAGGGAAGUGAACACAGAGAGGAACCUAAUGACACAGCAGCGAAUACAAUCGGUGUGAGUGCUGCAACGGCAACAGCAAGAAUUGAUUGGUCAACUUCACAAAACUUAGACAUUCCUAUGAACACAACAGCACAAAACUCAACGGUUACAGAUGCACCUGAAUAUCACACCUCAAUAGAUGGUGUAAGUGCGACAAUUCAUGACUGGUCAACUUCACAAAUCUCAGACAUUCCCAUGAACACAACAGCACAAGACCCGACGGUUACAGAUGUACCUGAACAUCACACCUCAAUAGAUGGUGUAAGUGCGACAAUUCAUGACUGGUCAACUUCACAAAUCUCAGACAUUCCCAUGAACACAACAGCACAAGACCCGACGGUUACAGAUGUACCUGAACAUCACACCUCAAUAGGUGGUGUAAGUGCUGCAACGACAACAGCAAGAAUUCAUGACUGGUCAACUUCACAAAUCUCAGACAUUCCCAUGAACACAACAGCACAAGACCCGACGGUUACAGAUGUACCUGAACAUCACACCUCAAUAGAUGGUGUAAGUGCGACAAUUCAUGACUGGUCAACUUCACAAAUCUCAGACAUUCCCAUGAACACAACAGCACAAGACCCGACGGUUACAGAUGCACCUGAACAUCACACCUCAAUUGGUGGUGUAAAUCACUCAACGAUACAGCAGAACAGAUUCACAAACUCUACGGCACACACAGGAAGAGAAAACAUUACAGGAACAGACACACCCGGUGGUACCACCACCUAUAACAACAACAACAACUCUAUCAUAACCGAUGUCCUAACAGAUGCCACAACCAACGAAACAAACAAAACUGACACAGAAAGCAAUGUAUGGCCUAAAUGUUUGAACCCAGAAUCUAAGUCUCGUCAAUCCAGACUGGUCUGCUUCAUCACAGUGUGGGCUUUAGCAAUGACUGCUACCAUAUUCCUAGGAAUAACCAUCUUCCUGUGGGUGCGUCUGACGGUCUUUAAAAAGAAGAUGAAGCGGAGGGAGAAAGGAGGCCAGAAGGGCGAGAAAGAGAGCCUUUGGGCUGACCCCAAAGCAUCUGUGCAAGAGAGAGUGGAGUUCUGGUACGUCAAUGGAUCCACUAUGGAGGCCGACAGGAAGCAGAAAGACAGAAAGAGACAGGAGAGGAUGAAGAAAAGAGGACAGCAACUGGAUACUGAGGAGAAUGGGCUGUGGAUUCAGCCUAGAGUGACUGUGGAUGACAUAACAGAGUUCUGGUACGCAAACCGGCGCUUGAAGGAGGACAGGAUGCAGGACAUGUAGUUAUAAACUUUGAAAGACAGAAAACAGUUUGGACAGAUAUAACUUCAGGCUUCUGCCUAAAACACAAAGGGGAUUUUGAUGGGAACUUUAUUUGAGCAAGUAAAUAAGUCUGAAUAAGACGUUAUGUGUGUGUGGUCCUACAUGGACCUUUAAUUGUCUGAGUGAUUUGUGCUCAAAACACUGUAAAAAAAAAUCCAACUUCCAUUUUGUCAGACAAACUAUUAUAAAGGUUGAACGAAUUAUAGAAUGUACACACACAUACACAAAAGACAGUUCAAUGUCAUUAGACAGCAAAAACUUAUGUGCUAUUGGAGUUAUUGUAAAUAUGAGAUUCCUACUCAGAAAUUGGACAUGAACAGCCUCUGAAGUCACAUUGAUUACUGGGAAAUUUGGAGUUUCCGAGUUGGGUGGCCCAUAAACAAGGCGAAAGUGGGAACUGUAAUGACUUAAGUUUUAUUCUUUUUCAUCUAACGUCAUGCAUAUUUACAUAAAUAUGCCAUGUAUGUAUGCAUAUUGUAUGCAUUUUUACACAGUAAAAAUAGCAUUUAUUUGACCGAAAUUCUGGACUUGUGAGGUUGUGAAUGUAUACAAUUGGGAGGGUAAUGUUUAUAUGGUUGCCAACAAAUGGGAUGCUGCAUUUUAUUCAAAAUCCAUUGGAUAUUGAUUAAAUAUUUUCUAUACAUUUUGGCUUUAAUAAGAGUUCCCCAAGACAUAUGCAAGACAUAUUCUCUCUGACAAUAAAGCACUUGAAAACGACAAACUAGUAAUUACGACUUCAGAAGUGGAAGUAGGAAAUUUCCAAUAGCACAUGGAGGCAGCCUAACAAUGUCAAGUUUGGUGGUCAGGGUCGAACUAACAGGCAGCUGAGCACGCUCGGUUUGAUCACUGAUGAUGCACUUGUAUUUAAAUUGUGAUUUUUGUCAAAGCUUGGGGACAUAAUGAUGACAUAAAUAUUUGUUAUUCAGAAGUAAUAGAUGUUUUAACUCUAUGUGGUGUUUUUGAUUAUAUUUUGUUGUUAAAGUUGUGCUAUGUUUCAAGUCACCCAUAGAAAGUUUAUUCCAUUUCAAUGAGUAUAAACACAACUUGUUUUUGGUGUAUAGAAGUAUAUCUAUAUAACCUUUUCAGUUUGCUUAAACUAAUUAUACAUUCUUUGUCUAUCACUAUGCUUAUAUUAAUUUAAAAUUCAAGUUUACUGAACUUUUAUUUUCCACAAAAAAAACAUUAUUUAUAAAAUCAUUAUCUAUUUAUAGAACUUAUGUUGAAAGGUCAGACCUAUUACUUUAAUUGCUGAUACAACAUUUGUUUCCAUGUGUUACUUAGAAAAGAUCUGAAGCUUAACAGUGAAAUAAACAGAAAGAUAAAUAGUGCUUUUCCUUCCUUGGAAAAGAGAAGGGACCACAGACACUUCAACCACAGAAACUGUUGAAAAAUUCAGAACUUUUCUAGGUUAUUUUUUACAAAAAUCCCAUUCCCACAGUAAAAUAAAUAAACACAAAAUUUAAUACACAAUUUCUGAGCCAACAGUACUGAAUGAAGGAAUAUAAUUUAAAGGGCUACACAAUGACAGCUUGUGCUGCCACCAUCACUCGUUCAGGACUUGCGGUGACUUGCCCGAAAAAUUCUAGGGGUGAAUAUCCCUGAAAACAUAUUGUCUUUGGAAAUCUAAGAGUGCUGUGUUAUUUUUUUUAAAGAUAAACUGAAAUAAAAUAUAUAUUAAUUCAGA
Megalobrama amblycephala (Wuchang bream) is the source of this 3896-nucleotide messenger RNA. Its product is annotated as cell wall protein IFF6. The transcript is spliced from 2 exons. The record is from RefSeq and is a predicted model, not a curated record. Bases 230 to 2173 code for a protein of 647 amino acids. Lineage: Eukaryota; Metazoa; Chordata; Actinopteri; Cypriniformes; Xenocyprididae.